ACAUUGAACAUAAUAACAUACAGUUGAGUGGCGACGGCGGACGACGGUCGAUCACCGCGCGUUGGCGUUUUCAUUUAUUUUCAUCAGAAAAGUUCGUUUUAACGUAUUCCCCCCCGGUCGACUCGCCCGCUGCCGCGGAAAACUUGCAAAGCACUCCGACCGAACACAUAAUAAUAUUAUACAAACGUCAUAAUAAUAAUAUUAUACAACACGCGUGUUCAGGGUUUUUGGCGGAAAUCGAUUUUUUUUUUAUGUUGUUGUCGUCGUCGUUCCGUCCUCGUUUCGCGUUUAUAUAUAAUUAAUAUAAUUACGGUUGCACCUACCACUUGCCUGCCUGCCUGGUCGUCCACAUAGGGCCCAUUUCGAUAUUACAUAAUACCUUAUUCGGACUACGCCGGACUGACUCGUGAUGACACGUUGUUUAUUGCCACCGGUGGUGCGCCCCUAGUCGUCGAGUUUCUGAAAUAAUAAAAUAAAAUCAUCGUCGUCGUCGUCGUCGAACGAGUCAUUCACGAGCUUCACUGCACACGCAGACAGUGCGACGGCGCCUGUGUGUGAUGCUGUAAAGGUAGCGAUUCUCGAAGUUCACGAUUUUUCCUCCGUAUCCGCGCGUCGUUAUUCUGUCUCUCUCCCGAGAUGGUCGACCACGCCAAGUGUCACCGGACCGAGAACAACAACGAAGAAGUGCAGACCACGGGACGAGCGCUGCAAUCGUUCCCGAAAAAGCCCGAAGUCCACUUGUCGUUUGAAAGUCUCACCUACACCGUGAAUACCUACAUAAACUUGAAAAAAGUGAAAAAGGAGAUUUUGCACGGCAUUGGCGGCAGUUUCCGGUCCGGACAACUAACGGCUGUCAUGGGACCGUCGGGCUGUGGCAAGAGCACAUUACUCAACGUACUCGCCGGAUACUCGAUAAGCGGAAGUUCAGGCAAAGUGUAUUUGAACGACUCGUUAAGAGAUAAAAAUCAAAUGGCGAACAUCAGCUGUUAUAUACAGCAGGACGAUUACGUUCGCGACCUGUUGACCGUCAGGGAAUCAAUGACGAUAGCGGCUCACCUCAAGUUACCAACAACUGUGUCGGCGAAAUCAAAAGCCAGCCAAGUGGAGGACCUGCUGGACGCGUUGGGGCUAUCCAUCCAUGGAGACACCGUUACUAAAAGGCUCUCCGGAGGUCAGAAAAAGAGACUGUCAAUCGCCUUAGAACUUAUAACCAACCCGUCGAUAUUAUUCCUAGACGAGCCCACCUCUGGUUUAGACAGCCAAUCUUGCAGCCAAUUCGUUUCGCUGAUGGCCGAAUUAGCACACAAUCAAAGCCGUACCAUGGUCUGCACACUGCACCAGCCCAGUGCUUUACUGUUCGAAAAGUUUGACCAAGUUUAUGCGUUGAGCUCGGGCCGGUGCAUCUACCAAGGGCCACCCAGCUCAGUCAUUCCUUACUUUGCCGAACGGUUAGUCGUAUGUCCACCGUACCACAAUCCAGCUGACUUUUUGAUCGAAGUGGCCAUAGGUGAAUAUGGUACCGACGUACUCGUCGGAUUGUUCGAUACAACAAAAAUCACGAACACAAAUGGUCGCAACGGGUAUCAUACAAUUUGUGACGAAGACCACGAAGAAAUAGAACUAGAAAUUCGCCAGGAAGACAACAAUACCAAUGACGAACAAUCGCUGUAUAAAACAGAGCUUUUAAAAAAGCCCCCGUUUUAUGUACAGAUCUAUCAUUUAUAUUUUCGAAACGUUACCAUGUACAAACGCAACAAAACUAACCUGCUGUUGCGGAUCGCCGCCCAUUUGGCCGUAGCCCUCAUAAUGAGUUACAUGUACCUCGGAGUGGGCAACGACGCUGCUCAAGUGCUCGCCAACAUGAAAUUCGUGUACGGCUCCAAUUUGUUCUUGGUCUACACCGGUCUGAUGGCCGUCAUCGUUUCUUUCCCAUUGGAGUACAUGAUCUUGAAGAGGGAGCACUUCAACGGUUGGUACACGCUUUUCUCGUACUUCAUAUCCGUAUUGCUGGUCGAAAUACCGCUACAGACCUUGUGUUGUCUCGUCUACAUCGUACCGGCGUACGCGAUUACCGGCCAAUCGUUGGAACUUGUGCGAUUCGGUUACUUCGCCGUUUUCCUGACGGUAACUUCCCUCACGUCGCAGAGCGUAGGAUUCCUGUGCGGUGCCACUAUGCCGUUGAAGAUGUCUGUGUUCGUUGGACCAGUAUUUGUGGUGCUACUAUCCGUGUUCGGGUUCGCGAUAAGGUUUCCGGACAUACCCUCCAUGUAUGUGUGGCUCCACCAUUUCAGUUUCAUCAGGGCGUCAUUUCAGAGUAUCUUGUAUUCGCUGUACGGCCUCGACAGGGGCGUUUUACCGUGCUCCGACGAGAUGUACUGCCACUACAAAAAUCCAGUGAAGUUUCUCACCGAAAUGGAAUUCGCCCGAGUGAACAUUUAUUCCGAAUUUUUCUACUUAUGCUCCUUUUUGCUGUGCACUUACGUGCUGACAACAACUGUCAUAUGGUACAGACUGAACAAACGUUAGAUCUCACUCAAAACGACCAAACCUGCAAUAGAAUUGACGAGGUCUUAUAUUUGUCAAAAAUGUGGUUUUUUUUCUGAUAUGUAUCAUAUAUGUAUUAUAAUAUGUGAUAGUUGUUUAUGUGUGAAGUCACUUUUUAAUGAAAUUAUUGUAUUAAAUCACAAAAAUAUAAAUUAUUCGAUCACAUAUUAUAUAGGUAUGUAUGUGAAGAUCAAAUUAUUAAUUUACAAAACCCUCUUAAGAGGACGCUACCCAUUAAUUUUUUGUCUCCGUCAUAUAAACGGCAAAUAAUGUAUCAAAUUUUUGUUCGCUAGUUUCAAUAGUGUGCUGUUAGUUUUGAUAUUGGAGUGA
Molecule: messenger RNA, 2874 nt
Organism: Acyrthosiphon pisum (pea aphid)
Lineage: Eukaryota; Metazoa; Arthropoda; Insecta; Hemiptera; Aphididae
Product: ATP-binding cassette sub-family G member 1
Exons: 10
Coding region: 637-2526 (629 amino acids)
Biological process (GO): transmembrane transport
Cellular component (GO): plasma membrane
Molecular function (GO): ABC-type transporter activity; ATP hydrolysis activity; ATP binding
Source: RefSeq, a predicted model, not a curated record